AUGAGAGGUGCGCAAAGUUGGUGGGGUGCGUCACUCGCUUAUUACGAAAACGCGGGUAUCUAUACGAGCGCGCUUUUGGAUGCUUACAUGGAUUACAAGUCAAUCUGGAAGCAUAUACAGGUCACGAACUGGGAAUUCGAAUCUGGAAUUACUAAUUUGGUCAAAUCUACGCCCACCAAGGAGCUUCUAGACUACGCCAAAGAGUGCGCCAACGAGCCCCCACCUGCACAGAAGCCUGCAACUCGAGACCAGACCUCAACCCAUACCAGUGGCAAGCGUAUAGAGGGUUCUGAGCAUUCACAGGAACUGCAACCGAAAAAGAACUCUUUCAAGCCUAACAUUUUGGAAUGUGAGCCCUACAGUGCUUCGUUUGUAGGGUUGAACAAGGCUAGACGUGACUGUCGGCUCGAGAUGACGAAAAUUGUCAACGAAGUUGACGCAGUCACGAAAGACCCAAGCAUUGCGCUUCAGCCAGACCGCGUAGGCAUUUAUUUGGCCCCUUCAAUCUUCAGGCAAUUGCUUCCAAUAAAGCAAGCAGUCCAGAAAGAGCCAACUCCAGCUCCAAACCCAGAUCCAAACCCAGAUCCAAGUCCCAAUCCAACCCCAGACCCAAACCCAAACCCAAAUCCUCAAUAG
Messenger RNA from Bipolaris oryzae ATCC 44560, 636 nucleotides. RefSeq lists its product as uncharacterized. Bases 1 to 636 code for a protein of 211 amino acids. Lineage: Eukaryota; Fungi; Ascomycota; Dothideomycetes; Pleosporales; Pleosporaceae. The transcript has 4 exons. The record is from RefSeq and is a predicted model, not a curated record.